Eutrema salsugineum is the source of this 327-nucleotide messenger RNA. RefSeq names its product short stature homeobox protein 2-like. The transcript has a single exon. The coding region runs from base 1 to 327 and encodes 108 amino acids. NCBI's taxonomy places the organism in Eukaryota, Viridiplantae, Streptophyta, Magnoliopsida, Brassicales, Brassicaceae. The record is from RefSeq and is a predicted model, not a curated record.
AUGGAUGCUUUUGUUAUUGUCAUUAUUAUAGUAUGUGCCGGUAUUGUUUUCCCGGCCCUUGUCUUAUGCUGUGUCCUCACCCACAGGGGAAAAAAGCCGUUAAAGUCUCAGCCUCGAGAUUUGGAAAUGAGUAAAAUCGGAAUAAAAGAUGGAGGCCUUGUUGUUUUGACAAGGAAUGUUUCCGCUUCAGCUGCCGUAGCUGCGGCUGUAACCACCGUAGAUUCUGCUGGUGGUGGCGAUUGUAACGGUUGUUGUUGUGGAGGUGGUGAUGAUGGUGGAGGAGAUGGUGGAGGCGGUUGUGGAGGUUGCGGUGGCUGUGGAGGUUAA